Caenorhabditis auriculariae is the source of this 3365-nucleotide messenger RNA. The record is from the annotation of a GenBank genome assembly. NCBI's taxonomy places the organism in Eukaryota, Metazoa, Nematoda, Chromadorea, Rhabditida, Rhabditidae.
AUGGUGAGCUUCCUUUCUAUCAUCCUUGCUUUACGAUUUUGUUGCCUAGAUUGAAGUUUCUCUGAUUAAAAGGCUGAAUCUUUGGGGUUAUCUGAAAGUUUGCCUAACCAUUUUUCAAUGAACUGUGAGGUUCCUGUAAUUUUAGAAAAUGUAAUCGCAUAAAGUUCAUAAUUUUUUCAAACGACGAUUAUUGCGUGUUAGAACAGAAAAAGAGAAGAUCAAUUUUAAAAAAACAAAAAAAGAGACCGAACUCGAAAUUUUUUUAUCUUUUUUUAUUCAGUUUUUCACCUCUCUUUUUUUAAUUAUCAAAAAUUUGAAGGGCUAGCAAACUUUCGAUGAGUACUGUCUAAAGAGUGGAUUUUCUAAGCUACUUAAAUGAAACCCGAAGUUAAUGAAACUUAUUCUUCCCCCAUUUCUUUCGGUAAUUCAUCGCCAUUUCAAUAUUUUGAUUUCAGCUGCGUUCCGUGAUUCUAGUGGCCCUCUCGGCCUCACCCAUGCUCGCCUGCAUCGGCGGCGGCGGUGGUAACUGCUGCCCACCCAGUGCUCCAGCUGGUUGCGGCGGACCUCCAUGCUCCAGCUCCAGCUACGCCGCUGCUCCAGCUCCUCUUCCAGUCGCCGCCGGAGGAGCCUACCCGACCGCUCCAGCUGGAUUCGCCGGACCUGCUCCUCUUGCUCCUGGCGGCCCUAUCGCCGGAGGAUCUUAUGCUGCCGCUGGCCCUAUCGGAGGCGGUGGCGCCUAUGCUUCGCCUGCCAUCGGAGGACUCGGAGGUGCUGCUGGUGGCUACCAAACUCCAAUUGGAGGCGGAUUCCAGCAACAGCAAGGAGGAUACCAAGCCGGACCUGGCGCUGCUAUUGGAGGUGAGCAACUCCAGCAGCAAGGAGGUUAUCAAGCCGCUCCAGCUGCCGUUAACGGAGGAGGCUUCCAACAACAGCAGGGAUCCUACCAAGCUCAGCCUCAAGCUCAAGUCGGAGGUUUCCAACAGCAACAAGGAGGAUACCAGGCUGGACCAGCUGCCGCCAUCGGCGGAGAAUCUCAGCAACAGGGAUCUUACCAAGCUCAGCCUCAAGCUCAAGUCGGAGGCUUCCAACAGCAACAAGGAGGAUACCAGGCUGGACCAGCUGCCGCCAUCGGCGGAGAAUCUCAGCAACAAGGAUCUUACCAAGCUCAGCCUCAAGCUCAAGUCGGAGGCUUCGAGGUUUCUCAGAACGGCGGAUACCAGGCCGGACCAGCCGCCGUCGGAGGACAACAGCAACAAGCUUCUCAGGGGGCUCAGCAGGAGACCUACCAAGCUCCAGCCCAGUCGCAGGUCCAGAUCACCAUUCAGGAGACGGCUGCCGUACCUGCCCAGGCCUCCAGCCAGUACAAUCAGGCUCUUGCCCAGGUCGCCCACGAGCCAGCUUCCGAGUACGAAGCUCCAGAGACCGCCUCCGUCGCCCCUGAGGCUCAUCACGAGGAAAGCUCCGUCAACAAAGAGGUACAGCUCCAGAACGAGAAAAUGAACUGAACGACUUCUUUUCAGGCCGUCCAGGUCGCCACCGACAUUGAGAACUCCCAGCAGCCAAUCCAGAGCUACGAGGCCGAAUCGGAAUCUUCGGCGCCAGCCAAGGAAGCUCCCAAGGAGUCUUCCUCUUCUUCUUCGUCUUCUUCCGCGUCUUCCGACUACCUGAAGCAGCUCUAAUUACCCAAAUGGUCAGUUUUGUCAUAGUUUGCAUCAAAGAAAGUUUUUUGACGGAGCUGUUCAAUUUUUUUAAGCUUUACAUUUUCUCAUUGUUAGGUUGCUCUGCUUACGAAAAUGGGGAGUUUUUUGAGAAAAUAUUGAAAAAGAAUUGCUGAAGACACUUUUUGUACUGGAAACUUGGUGUUUCUUACUUUGUUUUCGAAAAAUAAGACAACUUUCGGUAGCAUGUAUUUUUGGGUAUAUUGAAUGAGCGCUCGAAUUGAAGAAGUCGGCUUGAUCUGAGAAUCCCUAGGAUCUGAGGAUCUCCUAGGAGAAAUCCUUUCUUUUCAUCAAAAUUAAGAGUUCCUUUCCAGACCCAGACCGCCAUCGUCAUAUCGCCUUCGCUCACUGAUGACCUCAACGUUGCUUUCAUCAUAUUUAAUUCUGGUUCUAUUUAUUGCUUUCCAAAACACGUUUUCGCAAUAUCUGUUAUCAUUCCACUAUAUCAACUGAACGAAUAAAAAUUAAAAUAAAAUGAACGUGAUUGUUGAUCCGCAUCCCACAUUUUUUGUCAUUUCAUCAAGGAAAGUGGUUGGUUGCACCUUUUCGAGGAAGCAAUUUGUUUUAUUUUCCAGUUAAGAGCAUGGGUAUUGAGGAUCUUGCGAAGCAGGUAAGAGAUAUUCCUUCACCACUGGCUCGAGACAAAAAUAAUCUUUUUUAUUAAAAAAAAAUACGUAUCUAUAGCCUUUUUUCGUCUCAAGCCAAAUUUAUUUGGAAAUAAUCGGAAGGAGCUCUGCAGAGUCAAGCAACCGGACCGCCGAAGAAGAAGGGCUAUGACGACGUCGUUUUGAGCGACCUCACCGACGACGAAGAGUUUGUCCCUUUCCCCACAUUUCCUAGUUCAAGUUCUCUUUUUCAGCCCAAGAAAGGUUGGAGAGGUGUGCAGUUGUAGGUAUUUGAAUGAACAUAUAUUUGACAGGGCAAAUCGAAGCUCGAUAAAAAGAGCUUGAAGCAAAAGCCGAAAGAAAAAUCGUCAACGGUCAACCUGCUUGACGUCGCCACAGGAAAGAAGGUCGCCUUUAAAACCCCCGCUGAUGUGUUUAAAGGCGCAGGGUUUCAUUUCAAAACUAUUCCGAGGCGAAGAGCUCUUUUCAAAUUGGUUUUAGGCGUUGUAAGAUCUCUGCGGCUUUAAACUUCAAGGUGAAAAUAGAAAAUUUUCUAAAAAACUAGGGACAAAAUAGUAAAAAUAAGAAAAUUUGUAGUUUCAAGUUUUUCAACGAGCAGGGUGUGAAAAGGAAAUUUUUUUUUCUUAAAACUUCAAAAAAAGCAGUUUCAUACUCUUCAGUAGUCCAGUACAAAAAGGUUUCAGCCUACAUCGGUGCCGCACACGAGGUCAGACAAAGUGAUAGCUACGUCGACGACGCCAAAGGAAAAGGACGGCGGGGCGACGCCGGUAGGAAACCGGAAACCCUCCCCGACUUCUGCAGCGCCCCUCCCCGGUAGCUUCUCUACUGUCGCUGCUGGGGGCUUCGGCAGCGGCGCGAGUGUGACCGGAGUCGGAGCCGUGUCCUUGUCCGCAGGUCAGGCUUUAUCCAACAACAUUCCAACUUCUGAUCUUCUACAGAACAAGACAAGAAGUUUGCCAUUCAAUCGAGCAAGGCGGAGCCGGAAAGAAGGAGAAAAGGCGGCUGCUGCAUCAUUCUCUGA